Molecule: messenger RNA, 3082 nt
Organism: Dipodomys ordii (Ord's kangaroo rat)
Lineage: Eukaryota; Metazoa; Chordata; Mammalia; Rodentia; Heteromyidae
Gene: Ramp3
Product: receptor (G protein-coupled) activity modifying protein 3
Exons: 3
Coding region: 13-456 (147 amino acids)
Biological process (GO): cellular response to hormone stimulus; intracellular protein transport; calcium ion transport
Cellular component (GO): signaling receptor complex; membrane; cell surface
Molecular function (GO): coreceptor activity
Source: RefSeq, a predicted model, not a curated record
GCGAAGCUGGCCAUGGAGGCUCGAGCGCGGCCGCCGCAUCUUCUGCCGCUGCUGCUGCUGCUCUGCGGUGAGUGUGCCCGAGUGUGUGGCUGCAAUGAGACCCGAAUGCUGGAGAGGCUGCCCGUGUGUGGGAAGGCCUUUGCUGACAUGAUGCACAAGGUGGACGUCUGGAAGUGGUGCAACCUGUCUGAAUUCAUUGUGUACUAUGAGAGCUUCACCAAUUGCACCGAAGUAGAGACCAACAUCGUGGGUUGCUACUGGCCCAACCCACUGGCUCAGGGCUUCAUUACCGGGAUCCACCGGCAGUUCUUUGCCAAUUGCACCGUGGACAGGCCGCACUGGGAGGAUCCUCCAGAUGAAGUGCUCAUCCCACUGAUAGCAGUGCCUGUCUUGCUUACCGUGGCUAUGGCUGGCCUGGUGGUGUGGCGCAGCAAACGCACUGACCAGCUGCUGUAAGGGUCUGUCUGAUGGAAGGCCAGGCCUGGAAAGCUGGAAGAAUGUUUCCCGGGGCUAUGAGAACUGGUGGAUGCUGCCACUGUCCGGCCUGCUUCAGGCACCUUCCAUCUGGUCAUGGCACACUCUCCCUGCCCAGGUUGAUUUGAUUCCUGCCCCCUUGGCUGGAACUCAGUCUGCAUACCCAAGCUUUUGCCCUUCCUUGGGCCAGUGGGAGACAUGAACAAAGCUGUAGCUUUGGAAACCAUCAUUGAACUAUCACUCCCCCAGGCUGGACCUCUUCUUCUCCAGCUAUUUCUUCGUCCUGUCCAGGCUUUGACCUAUCUCUAGCUGUAACCCUGACUCUAGCUCCUGCCUCACGCUGGCUCUUGCCACAUCUGGGCGAGAGGGCAGGUGAGGUCAUUUAGAAGUUACGUGCGGUAGAACCCUAAGCCUUUUAUGGUGGGGAGGCCAGAUGUACCCAUUGUGGGAAAAGCUGGGGGAUAAGGGACAGACUUUGGAGCUACAAGAGUCACAUGUGACUUAGAGACUGGUCUGUCUGCUUUGUCAGGAUUCUGCAACUGAUAUGGGCUGGCGGGAGGUGGGUCGGCUCCUCCCAGGGACAGGCUCUGCAGGGUUCUUGAGGACCUGCUUCCUCGGGAAGCUCCCUGGGGACCAGGCAUCUGGUGAUCAGUGAUUUGUCUGUCUUUCUUUCCUCUGAGUAAAGACUCUCCCUGUAGUCUUAUAUUUGCUUCAUUUCAAGGUAUCCUGAGAGUUAAUGCAGGCUCUCAGGACCGUGUAGGCUCUUAUACCCAGUUGACAGACUGAGAGCCUCUGAAGCCAUCAGAUCCAAAAUGUUGGGGCCCAGGGGUUCAGACUUUCAGCCUAGGGGACGAGGGUCACACAGGAGAGAUGCUUGCUGACCACCUGCAGGUCCUUUGCUUUCCUGUUUCCUCUCCAGUCUGCUUUGGGCUUGGCAGGGCCCUGACUGUAGGGAUUUGGGGCAGAUGUUGGCCCUGUGCAGCUGAACCACAGGGUGUGGUGCAUCAUCUCCAGGCCUUGUGCGUGCUUUGGCUGCAAGGACCCACAAGAAUGCUGACUCCAGCAUCCUCAGGCUUGAGGGGAGGUUGGAUGACCCCAAAGUUCUCACACCUUGGAAACUUUCUCUUAGCUAUUCGUGGCCAGGCAGGAGGUCCUGGAUUUAGGGGUCUCCUGGUGGGUGCCACAGGACUGAAGGUUUGGGUGGCCAGCUGAGCCUGUGCCCUGGGGGGGUGAUAUGAGGGCAGAAUCCAAGGCUACCUGAUAAUUCUCAAAGAAGACCAGGGCUUGGGAGGUCAUGAUCUGAAUGUGAACCAGCUGGGUAACUCCCGGCAUCUCCUGCCACUAGAGCCUUAGUUGGUCGCCCCUGAGAUGGGCAGUGUUUUCUGGAUCACCUGGCCUUGUGGUGGGGAUCUGAGAGGUCAGAAGCCUUUAGGAUCAGACUGCUCCACACAGAGCCAAACGUUGGAAUUGGUAUCUUGUCCUGAGAUUUGUGUGUGUGUGUGUGUGUGUGUGUGUGUGCGUGUGCGUGUGCGUGUGCGUGUGUGCCCACAUGUGUGCAGUUGGUGUGGGCACAGUCUAUCCCUUUGGUUUGCCUUCUCCUCAUUGCAGCAUCCCUGGAAUACAGUUUGGCUAGGCUUUUCUUCUUGUGGGGGCUGGGGGAGGGGCUGCAGUCACCUUCUGGGUUCCACAGAGCAGCUCCUCAUAGCUUCCUAGGGGAGUGUGAGCCUGGACUCACUUUACCCAGCUUUUCCCCAGACUCCCAGGGACUGCCUUUUGAUCUGCCUGCUUCUCUUCCCCUGCCAGCAGCAAAACUCCCUCAGAAAGAGGCCAGAGUCCCUGUCCAAGCUCAGAGGAAGCUCCUGUGGGAGUCUGCAGGGAAAGAAGAGGGGCAAUAAGCAGAAGCUGGUGCCAUCUUCAGGCAGAGAAGUCUGAGGGCAGGGUCUUCUGGGCAGUGGUGCCCUGGGGUAGGCCUGGGACUGCUGCCUCAUGGGGGCAAAGCAUGGCUGGACAUGACGGGGCUGGACUUGGGGGGCAAUCUCAGUAUUGUCUUUUUUGUCUUUUCAGUCUUGGAGUUUUCUUGUCUUAAAAAAAUCUCUUGUUGUGGUUUGUGUUUUCUUUAGCCAGAGUGCCCUACCCCGUGGAGAGCUGUGGAGAGCACAGAGGCAUGAGGUCUAGUCCCUGACCCAAGAACCCCUUCACUUGUUAGGGCGCCAGAGAUGCAGAACACAGUGAGAGGGAGAGGCGGGGCCUUGCCUAAGGACUUCCAGAAAGUUUCAAAGAGGAGAUUUUUAAAGUGGGGUCUCUAAGGGUGAUAGGAGUUGUUCAGUGCAGAUGAACACAGUGAGCAAAAGCCCAGAAGAAAAUGUACAAGGUGUGGUAUGGGAGGAGCUUGGGCAGUGUGGACAGGAGUGUGGGCAGGGAGGGAUUUGAGGAGGGGGGCAGGGUGUCUUGGGGAUGACAUCUCUGCAAAUGCAUAUUAUGUAAGUCACCAAUGGUGGGCCUCUUCUGUGAGCUUAUGGGUAGGUGUUUCUUUGUGUGUGUGUGUGUGUGUGUGUGUGUGUGUGUGUGUGUGCGCGCGCUAGUCUUGGGGCUUGAAUUCAGGGCCUUG